This is a messenger RNA of Striga asiatica, 309 nucleotides long. The record is from the annotation of a GenBank genome assembly. NCBI's taxonomy places the organism in Eukaryota, Viridiplantae, Streptophyta, Magnoliopsida, Lamiales, Orobanchaceae.
AUGGCUCGAUUUUGGCUAUUCACUCGCCUGUCUUUCCCUGUCGAUUUCCAGUACCCGGCCCGAGUCGCCCGGUUCGUCCUGAACCCAUUCGGGCUCGCAUUUGUAGAGAUCGACUUCGGGAAUAAUGUCGAGCUCGAUUUCGAGGCCUUGAAUUUUCCUUUUCAAGUAAUAGUUGACGAGCUCCUCAUCGGUGGGGUGAAACCUAAAACCGGGAGGCAGUCCCACCGGAGCCAUCGACAGCCUGCUAACAGCUCGUCUCCGGCCAGCCGACAAGCACUUUUUACGAAAAACUGUAACACAAUGUGUUAA